AUGGCAGGAAAUCAGACCAUGAUCACAGAGUUCAUUCUCCUGGGAUUUCCCCUUGGACCAAGGACUCAAGUGUUCUUCUUUGGGCUCUUCUUGCUGUUCUACACCCUCACCCUGCUAGGGAAUGGGGUCAUUCUUGGACUCAUCUGGCUGGACUCCAGACUGCAUACCCCCAUGUACUUCUUCCUUUCACACUUGGCCAUUGUCGACAUCACGUAUGCCUGCAACACAGUGCCCCAGAUGCUGGUGAACCUCCUGAAUCCAGCCAGGCCCAUCUCCUUUGCUGGCUGCCUAACACAAACCUUUCUCUUUUUGACUUUUGCUCACACUGAAUGUCUCCUUCUGGUGGUGAUGUCCUAUGAUCGGUAUGUGGCCAUCUGCUGCCCCCUCCGAUAUUCUGCCAUCAUCAGCUGGAGAGUGUGCAUCACCCUGGCUGUGACUUCCUGGAUGUUAGGAGUCUUUUUGGCUCUUGUACAUCUGGUGUUACUUCUACCAUUGCCCUUCUGUGGACCGCAGAAAGUUAAUCACUUUUUCUGUGAAAUUCUAGCUGUUCUCAAACUUGCUUGUGCAGAUACCCACAUCAAUGAGGUCAUUGUUUUGCUGGGGGCAGUCUCUGUGCUGGUGGGACCCUUUUCUGCAACUGUACUAUCUUACAUUCAUAUUCUGUGGGCCAUCAUAAAGAUCCAGUCAGGGGAGGGGAGACAGAAAGCCUUUUCCACCUGCUCCUCCCACCUCAGCGUGGUUGGGCUUUUCUAUGGCACAGCCAUUGUUAUGUAUGUUGGGCCCCAACAUGGGAAUGCAAAGGAGCAAAAGAAGUACCUGCUGCUAUUCCACAGCCUCUUCAACCCCAUGCUCAACCCCAUGAUCUAUAGUCUACGGAAUAAAGAAGUCAAAGUUGCACUAAAGAGGAUGCUUGGAAAUUAG
Molecule: messenger RNA, 921 nt
Organism: Lepus europaeus (European hare)
Lineage: Eukaryota; Metazoa; Chordata; Mammalia; Lagomorpha; Leporidae
Product: olfactory receptor 2A25-like
Exons: 1
Coding region: 1-921 (306 amino acids)
Biological process (GO): G protein-coupled receptor signaling pathway
Cellular component (GO): membrane
Molecular function (GO): olfactory receptor activity; G protein-coupled receptor activity
Source: RefSeq, a predicted model, not a curated record